AUGUUCGACACCAUUUGUACCCUCCCUCUCAAGUCCGAUAUUUUUGCCCAAGUCGUCCAUCCCACGGAACCAGUGUUUGCGAUCGGCUUGUCCUCAGGACAUGUGCACACCUACAAACUCCCCUCCGACUCCGAGGUCAUUGCGGAUACGUCAGAAGAUAGCGCCUCACCGCCCUUGAAACCUACGAAUUCCAAUGGCUCAAUAAUACCUUCACUGCGCAGAUCUUCCACGGCCAGUCUCUCCGAGAGCGGACUCGGUUCACUUGACACGGUGUGGACGACUAGGAGACACAAAGGAUCAUGUCGAUGUCUUGCAUUCAGUCACGAGGGGGAUCUAUGCUAUUCAGCAGGAACAGACGGUCUCGUCAAGGCUUUUUACACGGAAACUGGCAAGGUUGUGAGCAAAAUUGCAAUACCCCAAACUGUGGGAUCGGGAGGGGUUGAUGGGCCAACCGUCCUACACGCGCUAUCGCCGCAGGCUUUGCUGCUGGGUACCGACUCGGGUAAAUUAUAUCUCCACGACUUAAGGCAGGAUUCAAAAGAAAUCGUGGCAAAAUGCAGUCAGAACUGGACACCUCAUGGCGAGGAACAUAUCAAUGGCCUUGUUCCGCUUCCCGCAAGCGAGACCAGCACAAGUGGAUUCCCGAAACAGUGGGUCAGCGCAGGUGGCACUACCCUUGCCGUGACAGAUCUUCGCAAGGGCACUAUCGCAACGAGUGCGGACCAGGAGAUUGAAUUGACGAGUUUGACCCUGGUGCAAGGCCUCAAGAAAGGGGGGACCAGUGUGGGCGAGAAAGUCCUGGUUGGUCAGAGUGACGGAGUGCUGAGUCUGUGGGAGAGAGGUGUAUGGGGAGAUCUUGACGAACGAAUCGUCCUCGAACGGGGCGGGCUGGGCGUGGAUAGUCUCGCUGAAGUGCCUUUUGGCUUUGGAGGUGGAAAACUGAAAAUGAACGAGAAGCUUGUGGCUGCGGGUCUCGAGGACGGCAGAAUUCGAUUCAUCAGAAUUGGUCGCAACGGAGUCUUGGCCGAGAUGGAUGCCAAACACGACGAAAUCGAUGGUGUCGCGGCCAUCGGCUUCGACAUCGAAGGGCGAAUGAUUACUAGUGGCGGCCAAACAGUCAAAGUAUGGACAGAGGCGAAAGGACUUCCGGGUGGGGGGCGGCCCUCUACUACUAAGCAUGAAAUAUCAUCCUCUGAAGAUGACGACAUCGACGAGUCCGAUUUGGAUGAAAGCAGUGACGAAGACAACCAAUCAAAACCGAAAAGGAAGAAAAGGAAGAGGAACAAGGGAAAGGAUAAAUCCGGAGGGAAGGCGUUGGAUUUCUCACUAUGA
Molecule: messenger RNA, 1332 nt
Organism: Fonsecaea nubica
Lineage: Eukaryota; Fungi; Ascomycota; Eurotiomycetes; Chaetothyriales; Herpotrichiellaceae
Exons: 1
Coding region: 1-1332 (443 amino acids)
Molecular function (GO): protein binding
Source: RefSeq, a predicted model, not a curated record